UGACACUUCUUCUUUUGCUUGUCACAAACUGGUAGAGGUCUUCUGAGUGGCAGGAACAGCUCUCUCUCAUACUUUCCUUGCGUUAGUUUUGUUUGUGCUGUAAAACAUUGCCAGGUGUUGGAAAUUCAGCUCUGAUUAGAAAAUAUUGUUGAAGAACUGAAGUUAAUUUUAAUAAACUGAGACCCUGCGUUGUGAAGAGACAUGGAGGCAAUUUUAGGACUGUUGGUGAUCUCAGCAGGAGUGUCUCAUGGCUUGGAGACUUCCUGUGAUGCUAGAGAAGAUGGAUCUCAGUGUUAUGGAGCUCUAGGAGGAACUGUCUAUCUCCAGCUGGUGACUGAUACCACGAUAUAUGAUGAACUCUCAUUUUAUAAAGGCUCAACUGGUGCUAAAACAAAGAUACUCAAAACGAAGAAGGAUAAACUGGUAAUAAGCGACACCCCCAUUAGAGACAGAGUACACUUCUUUAUAAACAAUGGGACAUUGAGGAUAAAUAACACAAGAAGUACAGAUUCUGGUGAAUACCUGCUAGAAACAUUUCAUUCAGUAGGGAUAGCAGUAGAGAUCAGAGGACUACAACUUUUCAUUGAAGCUCCAGUGUCCUCUCCUCAGCUGUCCUCUGAGUGUCUGUCCCAUGGAGAGAUGAGAGUGUACUGCUCCUCUGAGGGGGAUGGUCCCCAGUACAGCUGGACUCUGGAUGGACAGACACUGAAAGACACUGAGAUCUCUCCUGGUGAUGAGACAAACACCAUCACUCUGAAGAAAUGCCUGUCAGGAGAUCUUACCUGUACCGUUAGAAACAACAUCAAUAGUGAUACUGUCAGCAAGAGAAUCUUACCUUGUCCAGGGCUGAUAUAUGUUAACUGCACCUCAUCCAACGGGACAAGAGUAUCAGAGUGGGUGAAUGCCACUGGUAAUACCCUGUGUGUUGAGUCUACAACAGUGGCGACUGUGACUGUGGCCCCCACCAGUAAAACCUCCACUGAACAUUCAGCAGAAAUCUCCUCGUGGGCUGGAACAGGGUUCGAUGUGUUUGUUUAUUUUCAACUUGCUGAAGUCUUCUGUUAUGCUGAUGAAGGAGGAUCCAAAAGCGACGAAAUAGAAACAGAGUCUUUAUUCCAGUCUUAGACAAAAACGAUACUCCUGAUAUAUCUAAGGUAAAAACAAAACAGGAAAACUGAAAUCCUCUCGUCAGUAGAGAUGAACGACUGGAGACGCGACCCCUAGACACCUGCUCACACGCUGCAUCUGAUGAAGGCAAAAACACGAAAGGGCCGAACAAGGACACAGAACAGCACACAUCAAACAAGAAUCCGACAAAGACAGAAGCAGAAAACAGAGGGAGAAAUAGGGACUCAAAUCAGAGGGCAAAAUAGGGGACAGGUGUGAAAGAGUAAAUGAGGUCGUUAGGAGAAAGAGAAACAGCUGGGAGCAGGAACGGAACGAUAGAGAGAGAGAGCGGGGGAGGGAGAGAGGGAGGAGGAGAGAGAGGAAAAGAAAGAGGGAAAGAACCUAAUAAGACCAGCAGAGGGAAGCACAGGGACAAGACAUGAAGAUCAAAGACAAAACAUGACAGUACCCCCCCACUCACCAAGCGCCUCCUGGCGCACUCGAGGAGGAACCCUGGCGGCGACGAAGGAAAUCAUCAAUCAACGAACGGUCCAGCACGUCCCGAGAUGGAACCCAACUCCUCUCCUCAGGACCGAAACCCUCCCCAUCCACUAAGUACUGUUGACCACGUCCCUGAGAACGCAUGUCCAUGAUCCUCCGUUCCUUGUAAAUAGGUGCGCCCUUGACAAGGACGGGAGGGGGGGAGGGAAGACGAACGGGGGCGCGAAGAAAAGGCUUGACACAAGAGACAUGGAAGACAGGGUGGACGCGACGAAGAUGUCGCGGAAGAAGCAGUCGCACAGCGACAGGAUUAACGACCUGAGAGACACGAAACGGACCAAUGAACCGCGGAGUCAACUUGCGAGAAGCUGUCGUAAGGGAAAGGUUACGAGUGGAAAGCCACACUCUCUGACCGCGACAAUACCUAGGACUCUUAACCUGUUGGGGAUGGGGGCGCUGUUUAGACUAUUUAUGCUAAUGUGGCUAAUUUUUUAAACGGCUUCCCACAAAAUCCUUGAUCGUACAAUAUGCAUAUUAUUAUUAUUAUUGGAUAGAAAACAGUCUAUAGUUUCUAUAGGAGUUGAAAUUUUGUCUCUAAGUGGAACAGAGCCCAUUCUACAGCAAUUUCCCUGACAUGGAGUCAGAUUUGAGAAACGUUGGCCACUUUUCUGAAGUCAUUUAAACGGGCACUGUCGUUGCUAUGACUAUACGGACACUUCUUACGUCUUCCCCUGGAUGCCUUUACGUGAUGACGAUUCCAACGGGCUCGAUUGCUCGUUCACAGGCCCUACAAAUGAAAAAAACCUUUAGCUAGCAAGUCUUUUCUUGCUGCGUAACGCGCGUGGAAGACACCGACCCUCUCCUG
Messenger RNA from Salvelinus fontinalis (brook trout), 2473 nucleotides. RefSeq lists its product as uncharacterized. Bases 202 to 1125 code for a protein of 307 amino acids. The record is from RefSeq and is a predicted model, not a curated record. NCBI's taxonomy places the organism in Eukaryota, Metazoa, Chordata, Actinopteri, Salmoniformes, Salmonidae. The transcript is spliced from 6 exons.